UGCAUGCAAAUGUACAUAACAAGGAUGCUGCAUUGUAUUUCUCCUAACCGACACUUGCUACAAUAUCGUCACCGUUUUCAUCAUAUUCAUAUACUAAAUAUGACAUAUUUAUGUAUCAACAUCCUUUCUCCCAACAUACAUCAUCUUAUUUGUUUGCUUACUGCUUAGCACAAACAUAACUAUUUUCCCAGUACUGUCAAACAUCAAAUGAAAAACGUUCUUUAAUCCCACCCUAGAUUUGUCCAUGUAUCCACAUUGUACAUAUACAGAUUGUGUACGAAGUCAAUAUAGUGGAAAUAUUUUUAUCGCAUUAUUCCAUUCAUACAAUCCUUAUCCUUAGUUCAACAAAGGAUGUAAACCUUGUCAAAAUAUUGUCACAAAAACACAUACUUAUAAAUAUUUCGCAUAUUUCGUAACUUAUUUCAUGAAAGUUCGCAAAAACACUUGGACCACUUUGCACGAUGGAGUCAUUAAUUACCCCACGUUACAAUGACGACCGUAUCCUCGCCGCCCCGGCCAGAUUGGUGGAUCACCUCCCCUCUAAACUUCACCGCCUCCGCCCCUUCUCCAUCCUCCUGGGUAGUGGUCACUUCGGGAAAGUUUUCCUCGUCCGUGACCCCACCGAUAGGAAACAGUAUGCAUUAAAAUGCAUCCCAAUCCCGAACGGGAGAAGGGCCCAAGUUGUGCAUGAGGUUGACAUCUUGUUGAAAUUGGAACACGUCAACAUCGUCAAGAUUCAUGGCGCCUGGCCUGACACGAUCGAAGACAAGGGAUACUACGAUCACUUUGUCUGCAAAGGGGACGACACGUCAUCCUCCAUCACAACCACGACCAUGUCAAGCCAAACCAGCUCGGAAAGUUUCCGUGAUGAAAUUUUCUCCAGAAAUCAGUACAGCAACAAGGAGAUCAUGUUCAUCAAGAUGGAAUUCUGUGAAGGUGGAACGCUCCAGGAUUACUUGGACAAUCGGAGUAGCGUUGUCAUGACAACCGUUCAAAUAAUUUUCACCCAGCUCCUCACAGUUCUGGAAUAUUUGAAGAAAUCAAGCAUAGUUCAUAACGACAUUCGCCCAGCAAACGUCCUCUUUCAAGAUGGGCUGCUAAAGUUGGCGGAUUUUGGUCUGGGUGCGUUACGGGGGGACGACUUGGACGGAAAUAGACUUGACUUUUCCAUGGAAAAUGUGAAAGGUUUAAUUAAGACGAGAUGCAGUCCAUAUAAAAGUCCAGAAACCGUAUUUUUUGGUCAUACCGCCUCCACCAAUAAAUCUGACCUUUAUUCCGUCGGGGUAAUCAUGUUUAGGCUGCUUUGUACAAAUCAGGAUAAAGGAAAUGUCUGGGAUUUGUUCGAUAGUGAGAAAGUGGUCGAACUUAUGACCAAAUUGAGGGGAAAAUGGGAGGAAGAUUUUGUAAACCUGGUGGAAAAAAUGGUUGCAUUUUCACCAAUUGAUAGGCCUGAAGUGGGGUCGGAAUUGUUUGCCAAGUUCAUUCCCAGGGGGAUACAAGAUCGAGAAGAUGGGAACGAGAUGGAGCUGUGUUUCGUGACCAGGUCGGAAUGGGGGGCACGUCCACCGAAAGUACCCCUGGAUCCGUUACCCCUUCCGGUGGGGAUGGUCAUCAUAAUCCACUCCUCCCGUGGAGAGGGAUACUGCUCCGAUGAUUCAGCGUGUGAAGGAGUGAUGAGAGAAAUUCAAGAUUUGCAUAUGGAUUCUAACAAGUGGGAUGAUAUUGGGUACCAAUUUGUGGUGGGUGGAAAUGGACGGAUAUAUGAGGGGCGUGGCUGGACGAAAGCUGGGGCACAUACUCUUCACUACAACAAAAUCAGUCUCGGGAUUUGUUUAAUGGGGGAUUUUCGAUUGCAUCUUCCUCCGAAAAUUCAGAUGGAUGCGACGCAAAGAUUAAUUCAGUACGGGGUUGAUCAUGGCCAUAUUAGCGAGUCAUAUGAACUUUACGGUCACCGAGAUGUCCGCAAAGGAUUCGACAGUCCGGGAGAAUAUUUGUAUCAUGAAAUUUGCACCUGGCCACAUAAAGCGGAGCCGAAAGUUUUGCAAUAAACUGAACAAAAAACUUUUUAUGACAAUGAAUGCGUAAUUUAUGUAUUAGGAAAUAUUUUUUAACAGUGUUUUGAAUUAAAUACAUUUAUAUUCAAGUUAAA
Molecule: messenger RNA, 2149 nt
Organism: Folsomia candida
Lineage: Eukaryota; Metazoa; Arthropoda; Collembola; Entomobryomorpha; Isotomidae
Exons: 3
Coding region: 462-2048 (528 amino acids)
Biological process (GO): peptidoglycan catabolic process; protein phosphorylation
Molecular function (GO): ATP binding; protein kinase activity; zinc ion binding
Source: RefSeq, a predicted model, not a curated record